CGAAUGCUUCUAUUAGACUACUCCAAAUCUGGCUGAUCUAACUGACAGCUUUUUUCUAUCUGGUGAAGCUACAUGAAGCUAUCCACUACUGGUUUUAAUUUUUAAUUUUUUAAUUUUUUAAAUUUUAUCGUAGGAUGUUUCAAGUUGGCGACUGCAAUGCUAAAGGUGGCAGCACGAUUUGAUAGGUGGGUGGUCUGAUAGAGUCCCUGAAUGAGAGACCAUGGCAGAUCCUCCAGUCCGAAGUCAACAGUGGCGGUCUUUCGUCGAAGUGUUAUCUCCGUGGGUUCCAUUAGGGUUGAUGGGUAUCCAGUCGUGGGGUGUUGUGAGUUGCUGCUGGACCGACAUUUCGGGACUGGUAGUGAUCUCCAGGGGCGAUAACAUAGUGCUGACAUAUCACUGAUUGCAUCCGAUCACGUGCAAUGUACACGAGGAAGAGACGAUGAGCAAGUUUUAGUCAGCUACAGUGAGAGGUGUCGGCUGAUUGCAGGAACUGAAGUUUUUGUUAACAUUUUCAUCAAUGCGCUUCGAAGAUGGGAGUUAGUUUUAGAAGCUAGAUGCGAGGAGGAUUCAGAUAUGACAGCGGAUGUAGAGGAUUUGCAAUGGUGAGGAGGGGGACAUGAACACAAGCAUUUUUUCCCCGCUUCAACUUUGAUCUUUUCAGCUGUGGUGGCCAGAUCUCCUUUGUGCUAUGUUAGGCCAGGGGAGAAUCGAUGCAGUGAACACCUAGAUCAAGCUUCUCCAGCUGAAACUAGCAGCAUGUGAAUUAUUACCUUAUAGGGUUCACUGGUUGAAUCUUAGCUUUACAGCUAGCACAAAUAUGUGGUAGCGCAACUUUCUUUGCACGAUUAUCAAAUUGCGUUCGACAUGGAUUCACAACCAAGGACGUGUGUGCCCCGAAUGGAUCGGUGGCUGGGCCUCUCUUCCAACAUGGUCAUUAUGGCUUGUGGGGGCCUCACGUACACGUAUGCAGUUUAUAGUGGACACCUGAAAGAUGUUCUUCACUACACACAAGAGCAAACGGACGAUGUAGGUGCCGCAAAGGACUUUGGAUCUGUUCUAGGUCUAUUCUCGGGAUUCUUUUACAACUAUUACCCUCCUUGGGUCACCGUUUUCAUCGGCUCCUUUUUUCACUUAUUUGGUUACAGCAUGGUUUGGAUGACCCUCAUUGGAGCUGUGGCACCGUCAUUUUGGCUUCUGUGUAUCUAUUUCACUCUCGGUAAUGGUGGGGACAUUUACGUAGAUACUGCUUGCAUCAUAACAACCUUGGAAAGCUUUGGUGACCACCGAGGGACAGCUAUGGGCAUCCUGAAAGCACAAGUGGGAUUGAGUGGCGCCAUGUUCGUCCUGAUUUAUGAGGUAUUUAUGGCGCCAGAUGUCGACCGGUUUCUCCUGUUAGUUGCUCUUGCGCCAUCAAUUGCUGGCUUUGCUCUUGCAUAUCUAACCAGACCUUUUCCUUCUGAGGGUCAUGUUCAAGAUGCUGAGGAUGUCAAGCAACGAUUUCAUCUCACUUACGGGCUGCUGAUUUUUCUCGGAAUCUUUCUCAUGCUCGUCAUCUUUAUCAAGGCUCUUUUACAACCGGGAACACCGCUACUUGCGUUCUUCUUGACGAUCAUGCUUGGUCUCGCUUCGAUUAUGUUCAUUGUUCCGCUUAUACGAAGACCAGUGGAUUUGAUAUCCUUGUACAUAAGCUGGAACCAUAGUGAUGAUGUUGAGGAAGGAAUCAGUCUCAAAGAGUUAUCAAGACGAGGGUCCAUGUACAAGAACAAGUCUUUCCAACCUGAGCCUGACGAUAUCUACGAGGGGGAGGAGUUGGCCGCUUUAAAAAGCUCAUCUGAUGUGGAAAGUGAUGAUGACAUUGUGGUCUCUAAGCGUAACAAAAUGGAAGCUCUCCGCACAGAGAAACUUCAUGAAGCCUCGUUAGCGACAAGCUUGCUUGGCAUUGAUUUCUGGUUGAUAACGUUGGUGGUCACUGUUGGCGGCGGCACUGGCCUGACCAUCAUCAACAACUUUGCUCAGAUUGGACAGGCACUAGGAGAAACCGAAGUGGUCGUAUACGUGGGGCUCAUCAGCAUUUGGAGCUGUUUUGGCCGCCUACUGGGAGGCUACGGUUCAGAUCUUCUUUUAGAAAGAGGGUAUCCACGCCCAGUUUGUUUGCUCAUGGCGCAAUUCCUAAUGAGCACUUGCUGCCUUCUUCUCUCCACAGGACGAGUAUCAUUCCUCUACGUCGGAUCCUGUAUGGUAGGCAUGGCGUAUGGUUCCCAUUGGAGCAUCCAACCUCCUAUACUCGCUGAAGUGUUUGGCCUUCAGCAUUUUGCGACUUUAUACAAGAUUAAUUCACUGGGUGCUCCACUGGGGGCCUAUUUCCUGUCCGCUAAGAUCGUUGGUGUUCUAUACGACAAAGAAGCCGCUGUCUACAGAAGCCACUCACCGAUCCCAGUUGCAGAGAACACAUGCAUGGGCACCCGGUGCUUCGGCUCCUCCCUCCUUGUUCUCGCCUUAUUGUGCGCUCUGAGUGCCACACUCACCUUGUGGUUCACGAUGCGCACUCGCCCAUUUUAUAAACACCGCCAACCCUCCUCUUCACUAAGAGAAGCAAAUCCAGGUUGAUCAAGUCCAAUUACUCUCAGGAAACCUCGAUUCGGUUGCAUUCAAGUAUUGGUUCAUUAACAUUUUGCUUUAGCAUAGCGCAUGAGAAACUGCACUAGUAUGUGCGUCUCUUUGAGCAGAUCCAUUUGUUUCAAAAUAAUACCAACAUUAUAGCUUCAAAUAUAUAGCUUAAUACAAUUGCUUUUGAUUUUUUUCUUAUUUUUUUCUUUUCUGUUCGAAUGAGAGUUGAUUUUCUUCAACUGGGAGACCCAGUCUACUGGGCUUGCUUUCACCACUAUAA
Physcomitrium patens is the source of this 2887-nucleotide messenger RNA. RefSeq lists its product as uncharacterized. NCBI's taxonomy places the organism in Eukaryota, Viridiplantae, Streptophyta, Bryopsida, Funariales, Funariaceae. The record is from RefSeq and is a predicted model, not a curated record. Gene Ontology annotation, cellular component: membrane.